Molecule: messenger RNA, 4806 nt
Organism: Symbiodinium necroappetens
Lineage: Eukaryota; Dinophyceae; Suessiales; Symbiodiniaceae
Source: the annotation of a GenBank genome assembly
AUGGCGCCCGCGCGGGUCGCCCAAGUCAUCCAAAGGGCCGCAGCUUUCGUAAACCCUAUCGAUGGUGUGGCCGAGAAGUGGCCGACCAGGGUGCGCAAGCUGCAAAGGCGCGGACUCAUGGCGGCGGCGUUGGCCGUGGCGGUGGGGCUGCCGGCGGUGGCCUCGGUGCCGCCGGACGGCGAUCUCGCCUUCCGCGUGCUCCGCGGCGACUCGCCGAUGGGCGACCACCGCCUGACCUUCCAGCGCGACGGCGCGCGGCUGGAGGUGCUGGUCUCGAUCGACCUCGACGUCAAGCUCGGGCCCUUCACGCUCUACGAAUACACCCACGAGAACCGUGAGGUCUGGCGCGACGGCCGCCUGGUCCGGCUGAGCACCGAGACGGACGACGACGGCGAGUCCUUCUUCGUCGAGGCGCAGCGCACCGACGACGGCUUGCGGGUCGAGACCCGGGAGGGCAGCCGGAUCGUGCCCGGCGACAUCAUCCCCUCGAGCUACUGGAACUACGCCAUCGUCGAGGCCGAGCAGGUGCUCGACACCCAGAAGGGCCGCGUCCUCGACGUCGCCACCGAAUUCGUCGGCGAGACCGAGAUCUGGGUCAACGGCGCGCUGAUUCCGGCGCGCCACUACCGCAUGCGCGGCGACCUGGAGCUGGACCUCUGGUACGACGCCGACCGCGAAUGGGUGAAGACCGCCUUCGAGAUCCGCGGUGAGCAGAUCGAGUAUUUCCGCGGCGGCGUGCCGGAGAACCUGGAGCAGGCGAGCUACUUCGCGCAGCGGCGCGGGGACGGCGGUGCGCUGGACGGCGGUGCGCUGGGCGGUGACGCGCUGGGUGGCGGCGGGGGCGAGCGCUACCGGGGCCUCUCCGCCCUGAGCGACCUCGACCCCGACCGCGACCGGGUGCUGCUGGCCGAGGUCUGGGACGAGGCGACCUACGUCCGCCACCACAAGAAGAAGAUCGCCUUCGUCUUCUCCGCCAUGCGCCACUUCGCCGCGGCGCUGCGCGACGAGGGGGUCGCGGUCGACUACGUCACCCUCGACGAUCCCGAGAACAGCGGCAACCUGCGCGGCGAGGUGGCACGUGCGCUGCGCCGCCGCGCGGCCAAGCGGGUGGUGGUCACGGCGCCGGGCGAGUGGCGCCUGUGGCAGGAUCUGCAGGGUUGGGAGGCGGCGCUCGGCCUGCCGGUGGAGAUCCGCGCCGACGAGCGCUUCUUCUGCACGCCGGCCGACUUCGCCGCCUGGGCGAAGGGGCGCAAGGCGCUGCGCAUGGAGUACUUCUACCGCGAGCUGCGGCGCCGCACCGGCUAUCUGAUGGACGCCGGCGGCGCGCCCGAGGGUGGGCGCUGGAACUUCGACCAGGACAACCGCAAGGCGCUGCCGCGCGCGGUCGCGCCGCCGCCGCUGCCGCAGGUCGCGCCGGACGCCACCACCCGCGCCGUGCUGGAGCUGGUCGACGCGCGCUUUGCCGCGCACUUCGGCGACCUGGAGCCCUUCGGCUUCGCGGUGACGGCCGCACAGGCCGAGCGGGCCUUCGAGGACUUCGUGACGAGGCGGCUGUCCAGCUUCGGCGAUUAUCAGGACGCCAUGGCGCGCGGCGAGGCGACGCUGUUCCAUUCGGUGAUCGCGCUCUACCUCAACGCCGGGCUGCUCGACCCCCGGGCGGUCUGCGCGCGGGCCGAGAAGGCCUGGCGCGACGGCGCCGCGCCGCUCAACGCGGUGGAGGGCUUCAUCCGCCAGAUCCUGGGCUGGCGCGAGUUCGUGCGCGGCCUCUACUGGCUGGAGAUGCCGGACUACGCGCGGCGCAACUUCUUCAACGCCCGGCGCGGCCUGCCGCGCUUCUACUGGACCGGCGAGACGGAGAUGACCUGCCUGGCCGAGACGAUCGGCCAGACCCGAUCCGGGGCCUACGCCCACCACAUCCAGCGUCUGAUGGUGACGGGAAACUUUGCGCUGCUGGCGGGCGUUGACCCCAAGGCCGUGAACGAGUGGUACCUGGCGGUCUAUGCCGACGCCUACGAGUGGGUCGAGCUGCCCAACGUGACCGGGAUGGCGCUGUUCGCCGACGGCGGGCGCCUCGCCUCCAAGCCCUACGCGGCGAGCGGCAAGUACAUCGACCGCAUGUCCGACUACUGUCGGGCCUGCCCCUACGACGUGAAGAAGGCGACCGGUGCCGAUGCCUGCCCCUUCAACUAUCUCUAUUGGGACUUCAUCGCCCGCAAUGGCGAGAAGUUCGACCGGAACCCGCGCAUGUCCAUGAUUCUCAAGUCCUUCCACCGCAUGCAGCCGGACAGGGUGCGGGCGAUGCGGGCCCAGGCGAAGAGCUUUUUGGAGGCGCUGGACACGGUGGGGGGGCUGGGCCGGGCGCUGGCGCUGGAGCUGGCGCGGCGCGGCCGCACGGUGGUCGCCAGCGCGCGCGGCGAGGACAAGCUGACCGAGCUGACCGAGGCGGGCGCCGACUGCGCCGGGCGCAUCCUGGCCUGGCCGCUCGACGUCACCGACGCCGCGGCGGUGGCGGCGGCGCUGGAGCGGAUCGCCGCCGAGGUCGGCCCGAUCGACACGGCGGUGCUCAAUGCCGGCACCCAUCGCCCGGUCGACGGGCGGCAUCUCAGGGCCGCCGACUUCCGCGAGCUGGUCGAGCUCAACGUGAUGGGCACGGUGACUUGCCUGGAGCCGCUGAUCGCCGCCAUGACGGCGCGCGGGCGCGGCCGCAUCGCGGUCGUCGCCUCGCUGUCCGGCUAUCGCGGCCUGCCCUCGGCCGCCGCCUACGGUCUGACCAAGGCCGGGCUGAUCAACAUGUGCGAGGCGCUGCGCCCGGAACUGGCGCUGGCCGGCAUUACCUUGCAGGUGGUCAACCCGGGCUUCGUGCGCACGCCGCUGACCGACCGGAACGACUUUCCCAUGCCAUUCCUGAUGGAGGCCGAGGCGGCGGCCCGCGCCUUCGCCGACGGGCUGGAGUCGCGGCGCUUCGAGAUCGUCUUCCCGCGCCGCUUCGCCUACCUCCUGAAGCUCUUGCGACCGGCCGGAGCCGGCGCGAUGAACCGCGCGGAGACGCUGCGGCGCUACGGCGCGCUCUUCGCGGCGCUGACGCCCGAGCGCCUGCCCGAGCUGGGCGAGCUGGUCGGCGACCAGGUGCGCUUUCGCGACCCCUUCAACGACGUGCAAGGGCGCGACGCCUUUCUCGGCGUCUUUCGGGAGAUGUUCGACACCCUGGUCGAGCCGACCUUUGCCGUGGAGGACAGCGCGCUGGGCGCGCGCGCCGGCUACCUGCGCUGGACCAUGACCUUCCGCACCCGCCGCGGCGGCGCGGCCUGGCGGAUCACCGGCAUGUCGGAGCUGCAGUUCGACGACGACGGCCGGGUCGUCCUGCACCUCGACCACUGGGACGCCGGCAGCCAGUUCUACGCCAGGCUGCCGCUACUCGGCUGGCUGAUCGAGCGGGUGCCGCGCGUGCGGCCGGCCGUCGGCGCGAGCGCUGUCGGCCCAACCCCGCUGCGACGAGUUUCGACGAUGCCGUUUGCCAGCCGUGGCGGAGACUAUCCCCGGCCGUUCGACGAGGCCUAUCGCCAAAGUGUUCUCGACGCCUGCGGCCUGGUCGAUCAGCCGCCGGACCCCGAUCUCGAGCGUGUCGCCCGCCUGGCCGCGCGCCGCUUCAACGCGCCGAUGGCCCUGGUUUCCCUGCUCGAUGGCGGCCGCCAGUGGUUCCCCGCGCAGGUCGGCAUGGCGGCGCGCGAGACGCCGCGCGAUUGGGCCUUCUGUGCCCACGCGGUGGUCCUCUCCGCGCCGCUCGUCGUCGCGGACGCCCAGGCCGACCCGCGCUUCGCCGACUCGCCGCUGGUCACCGGGGCGCCCUACCUGCGCUUCUACGCCGGCGUGCCGCUGGUCGUCGAGGAGGCCAGGCUGGGCACUCUCUGCAUUCUCGAUACCGUUCCCCGGCCGGCGUUGCGGGCGGAGGAGCUUGCCGAUCUCGAAGACUUCGCGGCCCUGGCCAGCAGCCUGCUGACGGCGCGGCGGGCGAGCGGCGACGGGCUGCAGGCCCAGGAAGCCGAGCAGGCGCGGGAGCGGAGCCGCGCCCUGGCCCUGCUCAGUCACGAACUGCGCACCCCCUUGAACGCGCUGCUGGGCUUCGCCGACAUCAUCGCCGACGAAGCGCUGGGGCCCGUCUCCCCGCCGGCCUAUCGCGACUAUGCCGUGCAUCUGCGCGAUGGUGGCCGCCGCCUCGAGCGGCUGGCGGACCGCGCGCUGCGCUACACCCAGAUCGCGCUGGGGCGGGUGGAGCUCGACGAGGAGGCGGUCGGGGCCGCCGAGAUCGUCGCGCGGGCCUGCGGCCUGAUCGCCGCCCAGGCGCGACACGCGGGCGUCACCCUGGUCGUGCCGGACCCGCCGUGCGCGGCGGAGGGCCUGACGAUCACGGCGGAUGCCGCGCUCCUCGAGCAGGCGCUGUUUCAGCUUCUCCGCAACGCCCUCGAGCACGGCUGCGAGCGAACGGAUGGCGAGCCCUGCCGGAUCACCGUGACCCUUGCCUGUCCGGACGGCUGCCCGCGCUUUACCGUGCGCGACGAGGGGCCCGGUCUCUCGCCGCAGGAGUGGUCCGCGCUGGUCAAACCGCUGGCCGUGGCGGGAGACCUCAUGCAGCGCGGCUGCGAGGAGUCGCUCGGGCUCGGCUUGGCGCUGGCCAAACGGCUGCUCGAACUGCAUGGCGGCCGCUUGGAACUCGACGAGGCCGGGCCGGGCGCCGGCGCGGCGGUGUCGCUGAUCCUGCCGCGCUGGCGCCGGCUGGGCGCGGCGGGCGCCGAAACCGCCGCGGGGUAA